AUGGAGUACUGGAACAAAAGCGAGCUUAUCCAUCAUAUGAGUCGCCUUGGGUGCUUUGAUGCUCAAAAUGCGGAGACUUCAAUUUGUAAGAAACUUUUAGACUUAUUAAUUCCAAAGAACGAAAGCUUCAACUACGAUAACUCAGGAAGAGUGAACGAUGACUAUAGCGGUGUAGUGAAUCGCGUCGCAAUAGCCAGCUAUUCUUUGGCAAUAUUUCUAAAUUGUGCAUUGUUAUGGAUAAUGUAUAAAGAUCCAUUGAAAAGAUUUCGUACUCCAUCAGCUUUGCUUCUUGCUAACCUCGCUAUCUCUGAUUUGUUUGGUGCUUGCUUCAGUCUGGCUAUCGAGUGCGAGUUUUCACAGAAUCCUAGAUACGCUACUUCAGCCUUAACAACACACUAUCUUCCUUGGCUUGUGGCAACUACAGCACAGUCCAGUUAUUAUACGGUCAUGCUGGUAUCUUUCGAACGUUACACUGCCAUUGCUCAUCCAUUUCGUUACCGUGUCCUGAUUAUAACUAAAUAUACUGUAAUUGCAAUGGUAAUUUCCUGGCUGCUUGCUUUCGCCAUCUCUACUCCGUUGUUUUUUGGCCAGGACAUUCACAAAAUAACAUAUACAGGGAAUCCAAUCUAUGCUAUAAAUACGUUUAUUCUCAUAGCAACAAUCCUUGUUCUCUAUCCUCUAACACACUCCAGUUUACGACGUCAAAGGAAACAAGUUCUUACCAUGAACGCAACCAAUACCAAACUACGAAGAAAUAAAAUGAAAAUUGAGAAGAACUUUGCCAAUACGAUGUUUUUGGUUUGCUUGUCUUUGAUUUUAUUUACAUCUCCAUAUGUAGUAGUGUUUUUCUUCACAACUACCGACUGCAAUUCGUGCAUUUUAAACAAUUAUUUCCUACAUAUUUGGACGUACUUCCGUAUCUUCUUCGCUAUGCAUUUUGGAGUCAAUCCAGUCAUAUAUGCCUGGAGGCUACCGUGUUACAGAGAUUCACUCCUCAACUUGCUUCCCGUCAUGAAGAACCGACGAGCACUACGGAGAAAUCAUCCAACACAAAUGAACACUGUCAGAAGAUCAGGAGCCAACAGACAAAACGAAUCUUCGAUGCAGAGUGAGACACGAACAUAA
Paramuricea clavata is the source of this 1125-nucleotide messenger RNA. Lineage: Eukaryota; Metazoa; Cnidaria; Anthozoa; Malacalcyonacea; Plexauridae. The record is from the annotation of a GenBank genome assembly.